Molecule: messenger RNA, 366 nt
Organism: Chlorella variabilis
Lineage: Eukaryota; Viridiplantae; Chlorophyta; Trebouxiophyceae; Chlorellales; Chlorellaceae
Exons: 3
Coding region: 1-366 (121 amino acids)
Source: RefSeq, a predicted model, not a curated record
AUGCGCAUGCCUCCCGCUCCACCCCCCCGCCAGGUCAUCGGCACCAUCGACGGCAGCGGGCGCGUGGUGCUGGUUGACCGGUGCGCCCCCGAGGGCUCCCCCACCCCCGUUGACCUGGACCUGGAGAAGGUGCUGGGCGACAUGCCCAACAAGACCUUCAGGCGGGUGCUGGCCUGCCUUUGUGGGUUUGACCGCAAGCCCGAGCCCACUGCCCCGCUGGCCUUCCCUGAGGGCACCACCGCGGCGGCGGCGCUGGACCGCCGCUUCCUCACAACCAAGGCGCGGCCGCCCAGCCAGCCCCGCGCUGCGGCCUCGCCGGGCCGCCUGCCCCAUGCAGGGGCUGCGGCUGGCAGGUCAAACGCUUGA